Messenger RNA from Penicillium brevicompactum, 945 nucleotides. Its product is annotated as dTDP-4-dehydrorhamnose reductase family protein. The record is from RefSeq and is a predicted model, not a curated record. Gene Ontology annotation, molecular function: methionine adenosyltransferase regulator activity. The transcript has 4 exons. Lineage: Eukaryota; Fungi; Ascomycota; Eurotiomycetes; Eurotiales; Aspergillaceae. Bases 1 to 945 code for a protein of 314 amino acids. Gene Ontology annotation, cellular component: methionine adenosyltransferase complex. Gene Ontology annotation, biological process: S-adenosylmethionine biosynthetic process.
AUGACUUCCACUGUUCUUGUUACUGGAGCCAGUGGCUUCCUAGGCCGUGCUGUCUUCAACACUUUCCAACACUCCGGCGUGUUGGUCGUUGGGCAGGGAUUCUCCCGCGCUGCCCCGCCUACUCUUCUGAAGGCCGAUCUCGAGAAAGAUGAAGACAUCAAGAUGCUGUUUGACGAAGUCAAGCCCCAGAUUGUCAUCCAUUGCGCCGCGAACAAGUCCCCCGACCUCUGCGAGAAGAACCCGGACCAAGCCCGCAGAGUCAACGUCGAAGCUACACGUAAAUUAGCUGCAGAGUGCCAUUCCACAGGUGCCUUCCUCAUCUAUAUCUCCACCGACUAUGUCUUCCCCGGCACCGAAGGCGACGCACCCUACGAGACAGACUCCCAGACCAAUCCUCCCAACCUCUACGGCCAACUGAAGUUGGACGGCGAGAAGGCCGUUCUGGAGACCAUUGGCGACUCCGGUCUGGGCGUUGUCCUGCGCGUGCCCGUGUUGUACGGAAAUGCCAAGGAGAACUCCGAGAGCGCGGUCAACACCCUUGUCGACGCUGUCAAGAAGGCCACCGAGGAGGGUGCCAAUGUGACAAUGGACGACUGGGCUCUGCGCUACCCCACCAACACGGAGGACGUUGCACGUGUCUGCCGUGACAUUGUCAUCAAGUACCUGCGCGAGAAGGAGAAGCGCAAGGAGCUCCCUCGCGUCUUGCAGUUCUCGUCCGAGGACCGAAUGACCAAGUAUGAGAUUUGCCAGAAAUUGGCUCAGGUUCUGGGCGUCUCGAUUCCCGGUAUGAUCGCCAACAAGCAGGGCAAUGAUCCCAAUGCUGGUGUUGUGCGACCUUAUGAUACCCAUCUUUCGACCAAGGCACUGACCGAGCUGGGGAUUGACGUGCGGACAAUGGAUUUCAUUGCAUGGUGGCGUCGCGAGUUGGGCGCGAACAGAAAAUAA